AUGGGAAUCCCAUGGGACGAUAUCGUCGUGAUCCAGCACGCCAAGAACUCCAACGAGCCAACAAUUGUCACUGUGAAUUGCCCCGAUAAAGCUGGUCUCGGCUGUGAUCUCUGCAGAAUCAUCCUUGAAUUCGGUCUCCGUAUUACCAGAGCCGACAUUUCGACGGAUGGAAGAUGGUGCUACAUAAUCUUUUGGGUUAUUCCACAUCCUGAAUCACUCAAAGUUGAUUGGGAAAGCUUGAAGACAAGGCUUCUUUCACCUUGUCCUUCAUGUUUGUUUUCUUAUCAUUUCAAACAACAAUCCGCUAAUCCUUCACCACAUCAAAUUUACUUGUUGAAGGUUUGGAUUUUCGAUCAGAAAGGAUUAUUAUACGAUAUCAACGAAAUCUUGUGUAAUCUCCAACUUACGAUUCAGCGAGUUAAAGUGAUGCCAACUCCUGAUGGAAGGGCCCUAGAUUUGUUCUUUAUCACCGAUGAGAUGGAAUUGUUUCACACAAAACAGCGGCGAGAUGAUGUAUGUGAAUAUCUUAUGGAAGCUUUAGGGGAGAAAUGUAUCUCCAGCGAACUUCAGUUGGCUGGACCUGAAUAUGAUGGACAUUUGCAGGGGUUUUCUUCUCUUCCACCGGCUUAUUCUGAAGAACUAUUUGGUCCUGAGUUAUCAGACAAGGUGUCUCUGCAUCCUCUCAGUCAAGAUAUGACAACACUGAAGAAACCGAGUGUUACUGUGGAUAAUACGUUGAGCCCGGCUCAUACUUUGCUUCAGAUACAGUGUGUUGAUCAGAAGGGCUUGUGUUAUGAUAUUAUGAGGAUUUCAAAGGAUUCAGAUAUCAAGGUUGCUUAUGGUAGAUUCACUUCAAGUGUGAAAGGCUUUCAAAAUAUUGACUUAUUUGUUCAACAAAAAGAAGACGGGCAAAAGAUCAUAGAUCCCGAACGUCAGAAAACUUUGUGCUCAACCUUAAAAGAAGAGAUGCUUCAUCCUUUGCGGGUAAUUAUAGUUAACCGUGGUCCAGAUAGAGAACUACUGGUUGCCAAUCCCGUAGAAUUGUCUGGAGAGGGAAGACCUCGGGUUUUCUACGACGUUACGUUGGCCUUAAAAGCAUUGGGAGUAUUCAUUUUCUCGGCUGAAGUUGUUAGACAUUCGACGCAAGAACGCCAGUGGGAAGUCUACAGGUUUUUGUUGGAAGAAAGUCGGGAAUUUCCAUUGGACAGCAGUAAAGCGAGAAGUCAGAUCGUGGACAAAGUUAGAAGAACAUUGAUGGGUUGGUAA
Lathyrus sativus (Indian pea) is the source of this 1266-nucleotide messenger RNA. Lineage: Eukaryota; Viridiplantae; Streptophyta; Magnoliopsida; Fabales; Fabaceae. The record is from the annotation of a GenBank genome assembly.